AUGGCCUGUGGCCGCCUGCCAGAGCAACGUCCAGGGCGCGGGAAGCCCGAGUGGGCGGCGGGUCGGCCGGGGGCCCCCACUGCAGCGGUCGAGGCGCGGGAAGGCCCCGUGAGGGGGCCGAGGCUGCCUGGGCCGCCCCUGGUCGCCCUUCCCCGGCCAGUCGCCUCCCAGUGUGCAGGUCCCGGGGGUGGCGGGGGUGUCCGUCUGUGCUGGCGGCGCCGGGCCCGGCUGGGUCCCGAGAGGGGUGCGCUGGGCCUCACUGGGGACCUUGCGGCCCCUUCACUGACCGCUGGACCCUCCUCCUGCGACCUGGCCCCAGAGGCGCCCGUCCUCCCCACGCAGGACCCCCGCGCCACACCCCGCGCCACUGUCCGGCAGCUGCUGGUGCAGCUGGAGCAGAAGGUGGAGCUGGACUCCAGGUACCUGAGCGCCGCGCUCAAGAAGUACCAGAGCGAGCAGAGGGGCAAAGGUGAUGCCCUGGACAAGUGCCAGGCGGAGCUGAAGAAGCUGCGCAAGAAGAGCCAGGGCAGCAAGAACCCCCAGAAGUACUCGGACAAGGAGCUGCAGUUCAUCGACGCCAUCAGCAGCAAGCAGGGCGAGCUGGAGGGCUGCGUGUCGGACGGCUACAAGACGGCGCUGACGGAGGAGCGCAGGCGCUUCUGCUUCCUGGUGGAGAAGCAGUGUGCCGUGGCCAAGCACGCCGCCGCCUACCACUGCAAGGGCAAGGAGCUGCUGGCGCAGAAGCUGCCGCUGUGGCAACAGGCCUGCGCCGACCCCGGCAAGAUCCCCGACCGCGCCGUGCAGCUGCUGCAGCAGGCGGUGGGCAGCAACGGCGCCCUGUCGGCCUCCAAGUCCGACCUGGUCAUCUCGGACCCCAUCCCGGGGGCCAAGCCGCUGCCGGUCCCCCCGGAGCUGGCCCCGUUCGUGGGGGUGAGUCCGCGGCCCCCCGCAGCGGCGCCCAGCGUGGGGGAGCCCGGGAAGGCGGGGUCCAAGCUCAGGGCCCACGGGACAGCAGCCCUGCAGCGGCCCCUGUGCCCAGCGGCCAACAGGGUCCGACAGGAUCUGCGCAGCCCUGCGUGA
Condylura cristata (star-nosed mole) is the source of this 1080-nucleotide messenger RNA. It is a transcript of the gene BAIAP2, whose product is annotated as BAI1-associated protein 2. The record is from RefSeq and is a predicted model, not a curated record. Gene Ontology annotation, biological process: positive regulation of actin filament polymerization; actin filament bundle assembly; actin crosslink formation. Gene Ontology annotation, cellular component: cytosol; nucleoplasm. NCBI's taxonomy places the organism in Eukaryota, Metazoa, Chordata, Mammalia, Eulipotyphla, Talpidae. The transcript is spliced from 6 exons. Bases 1 to 1080 code for a protein of 359 amino acids.